AUGAUAUCACUUCGUCAUGUUGCUCAACGAAGUAGUCGUCGACUAUCCUCUUCUACUGGGAUCACAAAACGAGCCUUGGCGACAUCAAGACAAAAGAGGGCCCUGAAUGAACAACAAUUGGGCGAGUCCAAAACUGCUUCAUCUGGAGGAACUCCACCUCCUCCACCACCGGGGGCAUCCUCAAGCAGCAGCGGGUCCAGUGGCAGCAGCAUGCCGUUGGUUGCUGCCGUAGUCGUUGCUGGAGGUGCUUUCGGUGCAUAUUACAUGGAUAUGAUUCCUGGACUUUCUCCUACAGAUCCGUCGUAUGUUAGUAAGAAAGAGGCCCCCUCCAAUAAGCCAAAACCAGCUGCCAAGGAGGCUAUGCCAGUGCAGACGGAGGAAAAGAAGGAUGCUGUCAAGGAAGCCGAAUCUGAAGGCACUCCCGUAGUUUCAGAAGUUUCAGAACCAGUUGGAAAUCGUGUCAUGGACAUCACCUUGCCAGAAGGUACUUCGCGCUCUGCCCCUCCCGCACCUGUCAUGGAUCACCCCACAGGAGGCAACCGCGUCAGUAUGAAGCCCGCCGCACCAGAGGAUGAAAGCAAGGCACACAGCGUUCCUUCCUCGGUCGACAAAGCCUUGAAAGAGUUGCAACAACAAAUCUCCAAGGAUGACACUGCUCGAUCGCUUCUCGAGGCACACAAGGAUUUGGCCUUGUUGGCCUCGAUGGAUUUGAGUGAUCUCGAUGAGUUGUCCAUGACCCAACUCAAGGUGCGGUUAGUGCAAUUGUCCAAGGAUAUGGAGGAACGAACCAAAUGGGAGGCAGUACGACUCAAGGAGUUCCUUGCCAUGAAGGAGAAGGAAGUGGAAGACAAGUACACCUUGAUUUUGAAGAGGCAACGGCUCGAAGCAGAGAGCCUCAUGGACGAGCGAAUGAAUGAGCAAAAGGGUGCUCUAACAAAACAAGCUGCUGAAACCUUGAAGGAAAAGGAAGAAGCUUUGCAAUCCAUCAUUGACAACUCACUCAAAAUACAAGAACAACAUUAUUUAGAUGAAAAGGCAAACUUUGAAAAGCUAACAGAGGAAAAGUACAACGCCAAGUACGAAGAACUCUACGGUACCUCCCUUGCGAAGGUCAAGGAAGAAUACACAAUCAAAAUGGAGCAAAAAGUACAAAAGCUUGAAGCAUUGGCCAAAAAGGUUUCCGAUCUCGAAUUCGCUCUACAGUCAUCCACGGCGUACAAAUCUGGAUCAGUCCAAGCCCAUCGUAUGAGUGCAGCCGCAUUGGCCUUGAUUGAUAAGUUGGAAUCCUCAGAACCGGCAGGCGCAGCUGUAGCAGCACUGCAUUCUGUUGCCGAGAGCAAUCCAGUUGUGAAUGCUGCUAUUGGUGCUCUUCCCAAUACCGUUGCUUCUUCUGGGGUUUCAACUUUGCAAGAAUUGCAGACUACUUUUGAAGAAAUUGUUCAUCCCAAGUGUCGCCAAGCUGCCAUGAUCCCCGAAGGACAAACUGGUCUCGAAGGGCAGUUGAUGGGAAUGAUCUUCUCGAGCCUUCGCUUCGCGCCUGGUCCCGACGAUGCUGCUCCUGAACCGCAAAAGGAUGAUGCCGAAUAUGUCUUGGCACGUGCUCGUCGACAUGUCCAACUGGGAGAGCUGGAGCAAGCGGUUGAAGAAAUGGCGAAGCUCAAGGGCCAAGCAUCCUUCACGGCUAGUGACUGGACAAGUCAAGCGAAGGCGCGAGUGGCUGUCGAAAAGGCGCUCAAGGUGAUUCGAUUGGAAUGCGCCUUGGCUAACGAAGCCUUGGCAAAGGAUAAUUGA
Molecule: messenger RNA, 1791 nt
Organism: Cylindrotheca closterium
Lineage: Eukaryota; Bacillariophyta; Bacillariophyceae; Bacillariales; Bacillariaceae
Source: the annotation of a GenBank genome assembly